CAAAUAUGACGAUAUCGCUGGUUUUUGUGUGAUUACUACCACAUUGGUAUGGUCAUAACGACACGGAUAAUACAAGAUUGUAAACAGGAGCAAACCACCCCCUGAAUCCGUCGAACCGAAACCACCUUUUUCACCGAUGGCCACCGUCCAUGAAAAGAUCCAAGUCGCGUUCGCGCGCAAUGCCGAGCUCGUCAGCACACUGAGAGAGACGGACCACGCGGAGCCGGACCUCGAGAACCACAACCGUUACAUCGCGGACCUGGACCGGCAGCUCCAGGAGUCGGUGCGGCGUACCGACCAGCUAGGCCGGGCGCGGGCCAAGGAACUCAAGGACCACGAGCGGUACCGCGACAGCGUCAUGCGACGCUUCAUCUUCAAGGCGGCGGGCCAGGGCGACAAGUUCGCGCGCCGCGCCGAGCGCGAGGAGCGCGAGUACUUUGAGGCGCUGCAGGAGUCGCACCGCGAGUCCGAGGCCCGCGCGGGCCUCGAGGCCAUGCUGCGCGACGCCCACGCCGCGCGCUCCGGGCUCGAGGACGCCGCCCGCCGCCACCGCUCCGCCCAGGCCGAGCUCGACGGCCUGUACGACGACAUCUUCCGCGGCCCGACCCCGGGGUUCCCCGAGGAGGACGCGCGCGAGCGGGAGGCGCACGAGGCCCUGCAGGCCUACCACGACACGCGGGUCCGGGCCGAGGGCGAGGCGCACGCGGGGCGGAUGCUGGCCGAGGCGCAGGCGCGGGCGCGCGACGCCGCGGCGCAGAUGGAGCGGGCACUGACGGCGUCGCGGCACGACAUCUUCGGCGGCGGGUCCUGGGCCGACGCCAUGGAGCGCAACGCGCUGCACCGGGCCGACGUGCUGGCGCGCGAGGCACGCACGCUGGCGCUCAACGCGCGCCUGGCCAGCCCGCUCGUCGACGCGGGUUCGCUGCCGCCGGUGAACGUGGCGCACGGCAGCAUCCUGUCCGACGUGCUGUUCGACAACAUCUUUACGGACCUGCAGUUCCACAACAAGAUCAAGGCCAGCAGGCUCGAGGUGCAGCGCCUGCGCGCCGCCGUGGACGGGCUGGCGGCCGACUGCAACGCGCGGAGGGCCCGGCUCGCCGCGGACCUGGAGGAGAAGGAGGUGCUGCUCGAGUCGACGCGGCUGGCGCUGCAGGAGACGAGGCAGAGGGUGUUUCAGCGCUACUCGGACGACAACGACACGGCGGCGCUGCCGGCUCCCCCGACACCUCCCAAGGACGCACCGCCGCCAUUUACCCCCUAAACGAGCUGGCUGAUCUGUUUGUUUUGUUAUGACGAAACGACGUUACGAAUGUGAUCUUGGGAGGGAUUUUUCUUUCCCCUUUGUGUUACGCUAUUAGGAACAGCGGAUUCUGCAAGAUACCAGUUUGAUUACAUGCUCAAGUCUAUCCUUUACCUACAUACCUACACAUGGCCCCUAAUCAGGUUUAUCUACUCCCUAAUCGCACUUACAGGCUUCUGCCGUCCACGAA
Molecule: messenger RNA, 1490 nt
Organism: Gaeumannomyces tritici R3-111a-1
Lineage: Eukaryota; Fungi; Ascomycota; Sordariomycetes; Magnaporthales; Magnaporthaceae
Exons: 1
Coding region: 137-1261 (374 amino acids)
Source: RefSeq, a predicted model, not a curated record